AUGACACCCUGCACUUAUUUCAAGCAAUCUUCUGGGUUGGGCUUAACUCGAUCGUUACGAACUUUUGUUAUGCGAACACUAGAUAGCUGUGCGCGAACUUCUUCUCGAACAGUUUCAUUUGAUGCAUAUGACACAGAAGAAUAAUCUGAGAAAAGAAAAAAGAAAAAAUCUUCUGCUCGUGCACCGUAAGACACAUAAUUGGGCCGGCCCAACUAGGCCCAGCCCAAUAAGUUCCGGCCCAUUUAGGCCCAUUGUAACAGCCUCUGGUGGAGAGGUUGGGCGGAUGAGGAAGCAGCUGCUCUCCUCGCUGCUCAUCCACCUGACCUUAGCUGAGCUGGGCAUGGCCACGGCAACCGCCUCCGCCGCCUCGCGGACCUUCCUCCACCACCAGCGCCACCGCCACCAUAGGCGGCUCAUCCUCUUCCCCUUCUACCUCUGCCCACCAACUUCCAAAGGACCCUCCUUUCUCUUCCACAGAAUCCACGCCACCAGCAGAGCCCUAAGCCCGACACCGCCGCCGUCAACUGGCCAGCAAACCCGCCUCCCGAACGUAAUUGAAAUCCUUGAGCAGAGGGGGCUGCUUGAAUCCACCACCGGUGACGGCCUCCGCGGGGCGUCCUCCUCCAGCACUCUCCGGGUCUACUGCGGGUUCGACCCGACAGCGGAGAGCCUCCACCUGGGCAACCUCUUGGGCAUCAUCGUGCUGUCGUGGUUCCAGAGGUGCGGACACCGCGUGGUAGCCCUGAUCGGUGGCGCCACCGGCCGUGUCGGGGACCCUUCGGGCAAGAGCCUCGAACGGCCCGAGCUCAAUGUCGAGACGCUGGAGAGGAACACUGCGGGAAUCACCGAAAUCGUGAGGGGGAUUCUAGGCAGAGGUGAUGAUCAAGACAGCUCCUUUGCGAUAUUGAACAACUAUGACUGGUGGAAAGAUGUGAAAUUGCUCGAAUUCCUGAAGAACGUCGGCCGGUAUGCUCGGGUCGGGACUAUGAUGGCGAAGGAGAGUGUGAAGAAGAGGUUGGAAUCGGAGACCGGGAUGAGUUACACCGAGUUCACUUACCAAUUGCUUCAGGGCUAUGAUUUCUUGUACUUGUUUCAGAAUGAGGGAGUUAGUGUUCAGAUUGGUGGGAGUGAUCAAUGGGGGAACAUUACUGCUGGGACUGAGCUGAUCAGGAAGAUCUUGCAGGCUGAAGGGGCUUAUGGUCUCACUUUCCCGCUCCUGCUCAAGAGCGACGGGACCAAGUUCGGGAAGUCCGAGGAUGGAGCCAUCUGGCUCUCCCCGUCGAUGCUGUCUCCCUACAAAUUCUAUCAGUACUUCUUCUCUGUUCCCGAUUCCGAUGUUGUGAGGUUCCUCAAGGUCCUCACUUUCUUGGACAUGGAGGAGAUUGUUCGGUUGGAGAGGGAGAUGAAAAGCCCGGGGUAUGUUCCCAACAUGGCGCAGAGGAGGCUUGCCGAGGAAGUGACUCGAUUCGUGCACGGCGAGUCGGGUCUGCAGGAGGCCCUCAAGGCCACCGAGGCCCUGAGACCUGGGGCUGAGACAAAGCUGGAUUGGAAGACCAUAGAAGGGAUCGCUGAGGAUGUCCCUUCGUGUUCCCUGGCCUAUGGCGAUGUGUUGAACAUCUCAAUUGUCGACAUUUCUGUCUCUUCCGGCCUGCUUGAGAGUAAAUCAGCUGCCCGGCGGUUGUUGAAGCAAGGGGGUCUUUAUUUGAACAAUUGCAGGGUAGACAGCGAGAGUAAGAGGAUCGAGGAUGAAGACAUCGUCGAUGGAAAGGUCCUUCUGUUGUCGGCUGGCAAGAAGAACAAGGUCGUCGUCAGGAUAUCAUGAUAUUAGCUCGGAGUUAAGUUCAUUGCCUUCGAUUGUUUCCAAAUCACGUGAUGUUCAUGUUGAUUGGAUGGGAUUUUGAGAUGAGUGUCAUUAAAUCGUCAUUGAAUCACUGUAAUCAUAAAUGAUAAAUCGGCCGUGUAUGAUA
Punica granatum (pomegranate) is the source of this 1967-nucleotide messenger RNA. NCBI's taxonomy places the organism in Eukaryota, Viridiplantae, Streptophyta, Magnoliopsida, Myrtales, Lythraceae. The record is from RefSeq and is a predicted model, not a curated record.